AUGCCAAGUAAAAACAUUUUAAAGCUCUUAGCAUCAUUGCUAAGAAUUGCUACUUAUUUUAUUUUUCUAUUGUUGAUUUUAUUGAAAAUUGCUUUUACAAUUUUCCUGGCUCUAAUAUUAUUGACUUCUUUGAUUACUGCUGCUUUGAUUUUCGCAUCUUCGAUUUUAAAAUUGAAUAUGAUUCUGAUUUUAUCUUUCUUGUUGUUCCCUGGUCUCAUUGUCGGGUUUUCCGUAUUAUUUAAAAGAACUAUCAACAAAUCUGAAUCCACUUGCUCAGAUAAAAGUCGACCCACAAAUAGAGAUUUUUAUAAAAACACAGAUGAUAGUAGACGUUUGCAUUUCCAUGGUUACUCUGCUUCAGAUAUCGAAAUUGAAUAUUCCAACUAUUUAUAUUCCAUACAAACAAUAUCAACCCUCAAUUCUGAAGAUUAUAAAACUCCAAUUGGGAAUCAUGUAUCAAAACAAAAUUAUUCUUCGGCUAUAGAAAAUAUUGAUUCAUAUUCCUUACGAACUACAAAUAUAAAUGACAUAUUUGGUCUAUUUUAUAGAACCACUUCUAGAAUAAUUGAUUCUGUAAAAGAUUACGAAUCAGAACAUGAAGAUGUUCGUCAUUCAGAAGAAGAAAUUCAAAAUUCAAAAAAAAAUCUCAAAUCUAUGUUUGAAGAUAUUUAUAAAAAUAUUCAUCAUUUAGAAAAAAAUAUCAAAUCUCUAAGUGAAGAUUGUCAUCAAUUAGAAAAUUAUUUGUCCAACAAAAACACAAAAUUAUAUGUCGACAUUCGUGAUUUUCUAAAAGAAUUAAAAAAAUUUGAUAAUUUUUAUUUAUUUGGAGAUAUCCAUUGUAUUGGUGGUGUUCGUGCUUAA
Molecule: messenger RNA, 861 nt
Organism: Dentiscutata erythropus
Lineage: Eukaryota; Fungi; Glomeromycota; Glomeromycetes; Diversisporales; Gigasporaceae
Source: the annotation of a GenBank genome assembly